Messenger RNA from Diceros bicornis minor, 8440 nucleotides. RefSeq names its product zinc finger protein 548-like. Bases 4530 to 6320 code for a protein of 596 amino acids. Lineage: Eukaryota; Metazoa; Chordata; Mammalia; Perissodactyla; Rhinocerotidae. Gene Ontology annotation, biological process: negative regulation of transcription by RNA polymerase II. The record is from RefSeq and is a predicted model, not a curated record. The transcript has 6 exons. Gene Ontology annotation, molecular function: RNA polymerase II cis-regulatory region sequence-specific DNA binding; DNA-binding transcription repressor activity, RNA polymerase II-specific.
CAGCAGCGGAGCGCAUGCACUUAACCACUAAGCCGCGGGGCCGGCCCGUGAAUUUCUUAAAUUAACAUUUGUUAAGUGGAACACAGGGUGCCAGAUGGUGAGUCACGGUUCCACAACAGACCCAGACCACAACAGAAGUCAAAAUAGGGAAGUUUAUACAGGUCCUGGAGGAAGUACAUGGCACACCUCCAGGGGCCACACAGGGAGGUCAAGGCAGGUUGCUGGCAGAGAGAGGCAUGUGGCAGGACCUGGGGCACAUGCCUUUAUUAGGGUUUGUGGGUACAGUGCUUUGGGGUCCACGGGCUUAAGUCCAGGUUGGUCAAUUCAAACCAUAAAGAGCGGGGUUUUGUUAAGCUGCAGCGGGGGACAUAGGGCAUACAGGUGCUGGGAGGCAGGGGAGACUUGAUCACAAGGGCCUUUGGGAAGUCAUAUCAGAAACUUAUUUGAUUGUGACUCUGUGGGCUGCUGUCUAGGGCAGCUGUUUCUGUGAGGGGUGAGUGUCAGUUUAAAGUCCCUGCAGGCUGCUUGGCCACACAAAAUGGAAGCCGAGGCGGCGAUACCAUGGAGUAACUUAGCUAAACUCGCAACACCCUGGAAAUGAGAAGCAUGGCACACCAGGGAGGUCCACAUGAAACCUUGUCACAUGCAGGAAGGAGGGAGUGGGGGAGAAUCUGGGAUUAUGCCUUUAUGAGUAAGGUGGCAGGGAGUACCUAGGUGGUCAUCCGCUGUCGGGCAGGAAGCCAGAACACACAUUGGAGUUUGUUCUCAGGGUGUUUGUAAUAGGAGUUUUGCGAGCCUAGGAAUGCUGACUUGCAACAGGGAGAAGUACACAUCUUUCACUAUUGUUUGGCCUUAUGAUAAAUGAAUGCUAAAUAGACUAAUACAGAAUCUAAGAAGACAGAACAGUCCUAUAUAUGCAGACAGCUGACAACCCUAUUCCCGGUGUGUCCCAGGCACUUACUGAACAUUGCUUAGAUCAGUAAAUACAUCAGGGCACAGCUUUCCUGUUCAUUUUCACUUUUCUGGCAAGUCUUUCAAAAUAUCGUUUCUAUCCCUCCAAGCAAUUAACGGGCCACGUUUUGAAGUGUGAAAAAGAAUCACGUUUUGGAGACAAAAGCCUGAGUGUGGCCAAGGUUUCAGCAUAGCCACAGUUCAGCUCCAUUCUCUGACUUUUCAGACUUCACCGUCUCUUGCUUAAACUUCACUGAGAUAUGACCUUAUGACCUUUCUUUUUUUUUCAUGUCACAAGUAUGUUUCCCUAGAACUAUUUCUGCUACUUUCUUUGGAUAACUACAUAAUCAUUCUUAAUACCUUCUAGUAAUCUCCAUUUCACAAGUGGUUUUCACAAUAAUUUGAACUCCCUGUGAAGACACUAUUGGAAUUUCAGGUGACAUGAUAAAUCACUUCCCAGCAAGAAGAUGAGAUGAUGGGAUCCCAUACGUUUGUCUUGGGGACAAGAUGCUCCCAAGAGCACACACUAUGCCGGCAGAAAAUGGCAUGUGAUAAGUCACCAUUCUUUUCAGAUAGUUUUCAGAUUCUUAAAAGAAUUGCAAAAUACCUUAUAUGGAAUAAAUAAAAAAUAAAUAUUAUUUGAAGAAAUGUGUUUCUCACUGGGUUCGAACACAAUCACGGACUACACAGGCAGGAAAGAUGUUUUUCUGGGGAUCAGAGGCACAGUUACCCCCUUUCUCCGUGUUUCUGUGCCUCCUGUCAUCCAUCCUCCAUCUUUUCCACCGUGGCUGUGUCUGAAGUCUUUUCUUUCUUCUCCUGGGCCAAAUAUUGCAGAAGCUCAUUAAGUUGACUCCCGAGCUUCAGUCUACAUGUAUUUGAAAAGUGACAAGAUAGCUGACAGCUAUGAGUGGUCAUAGAGUGUCAUUACAAUAUGGUCCCUUUGGAUGUGUAGCCUUUGGCAACUUGCUGUACUUCACAAGGUCUGAAAUAACAGGUCUCUAACCUUUUGGUGACUUCCUAGACUGCUCUCCGAGAAAUCUGGGUAUGUUCCCGUUAAGAGCAAGAGAAGCCCCGCCCCAUCCUUGGAAGCUCGGAACUCCUUGUCCCGGGACCCCUGAGCUUGCCACUUGGCCUUUAUUUGUCACAUCAGGAGCGAGUUUUGCUCUGAGAUUCGGGCGGUAGUGGCUGUAGCGGAAACUACAAUACCCAGAAGUCCCCACGGUGAGCGGCGGUGACUGAGCCAAUGAUGGGUUAGGAGAGCGAAGCUUACGUGAUUGCGCGUCGUGUGGGGCGGGGCUUCCGGGAUUGUUUCUCGUCCGCAGGGUUGCUCCCGGUUUUUCCCGGUUCAGGAGCCCGGAGGCGCUUGGUGGGCACCCAGGUGACGGAGCGAAAAAGCGUUACAGAAGACGUUCUCCCCGCUGCACAGAGGCUAUUGUGAGCCCCGACUGAGUCGGGUGAGGACGUGGCGGCCUUGCUCCCGGCCCCGCCUUUCCCACAGGUCGGUGGCGGAGGCCGCGCCGAUGAACUCGCCUGAGGGGGCGGCGGUUGUGCGGUCCCGGUUUGAGCCGGUGUGCUGAGGGCUGGAGGGAGUUCCCUCAGGGCGGCCUGGGCCGAGGCCUGCAGGUGCUUCUGAGUCGCAGCCUCGGCGGCGCCUGGGGGGUCUCGUCCCGAGGGAACAAGGUGAGGAGGAGUCUCGCCCGCAGAGGCAACCUGAGCAGCUGGAAGCCCUGGGAGGUUGGGAGGGGCGGCGGUUGGGAGGGGCGUGCCUGGAGCUCGAGGUUGAAGUGGGUAAGAGCAGGAUGCGAAUGGAGGCCGGUGAGGUCACCGCCACAGACCCCAGGGGAACUAUGGUAGGGGAGGGACCAGGGUGGUGGCCCGAGGGGAGAUGUGAUGAGAUUCUGGAUGGAUUUCAACAAUAGAGCCUCCAGGUUUUCCUGAAGCAUUACGUAAACCUGUGAGCAAAAGUAGGGAGUGAAGGACCGUCUCAAGGUUUCUUUCCCUGAGUUCCCUAAAGUGUAAAGACGGGGGAGUCAGCGCAAGAAACAAGUUUCAUGGGGAAGAUCAUGAGUUGGAUUCGGGACAUGUAAUCCUAAGAUGUCUGAAGAUGGAGAUGCACUGAGGUAGAGACAUCACAUGAGUAUGUGGACGUAAAGAUGUGGAGGCCCAGGAAGGAACCUGGGCUGGAGCUAUCAGCGGGGUGGAGUGUGUGGACUGGACCGGGGCAUGGCCUGGGUUCAGAUUGAGGAGAGUGUCUUAAGAUCAUUAUUUCUGAUGGGCCCUGUAGUAAGUGUCAGGAGGGUUGAGACUUUGAGUGUGGGGCAUAGGGGUUUCAGCAUUCCUGAUGCUCCCUCUGUACAGGAGCAUAUCUGGCAUAAGAGGUAUUUUGGCCUGUGUGCGUGGAAAAGGAUGCCUGGAUGUGAUAAGUUGGUGGCCUGGAUGGAGAUAGAGAUGUAAGGUGGUGUAGACUCAGCCCUGCAGGUCUGCUGAUCUUCGGGGACAAUCCCUGUGGGACAAAGUAACAAUCAAGUUUGUGGAGCAGAGGGGUUCCAGACAAGGGCAGUGCUGUCUCAUCUCCACCUCUCAGGGCAAGAGGAAUGAAGGAGUGCCACCCUCAAGGGGCUCCUGCAAGCGUCCUUCAGAGGAUCGUGUAGCAGGUAGGCUUGUUUGCUGAAAGGAAGAGUAACUGAACUGCCUGCUGAGAGUCUCCCUACAACUCAUUAAAUUCAUAAUGUAUGAAACACUUAUUGAUUAAAAUGUUGGUUAACCAAUAUCCUUCUAAAUCUGUACACAUAGUCAAUUAGAAAUGAACAUCUUCGGGCCGGCCCCGUGGCUUAGCGGUUAAGUGCUCGUGCUCCGCUGCUGGCGGCCCGGGUUCAGAUCCCAGGUGCGCACCGACACACCGCUUCUCCGGCCAUGCUGAGGCCGUGUCCCACAUACAGCAACUAAAAGGAUGUGCAGCUAUGACAUACAACUAUCUACUGGGGCUUUGGGGGAAAAAAUUAAAUAAAUAAAAUUAUAAAAAAAAAAAAAAGAAACGAACAUCUUCAAUAAAUUAAAUAUGCCAACAGUUUAUAAAAAUUGUUCGAAACGUUAAUUUCCCUGUAGUAUUUUCUAACAGCGGAUGUUAUAUAUCCCAUUCUCUGAAAACCUUAGAAAGUAGAAAGUCGUGCCAACCCAGAUUUUCAAAACCCUAUCCCUUCAUUUGCACUGAAAACGUACAAAAUUGUUAAUCUUAUGAAUAGUUACAGCUGACAGGUGGUGUGUACUGUUUAUAUUUAAUACUAUUAUCAGCCCUAUGAGGUGGAAAUCAUUGUUAUCCCCAUUUUAUAGUAAAGGAAUUGAGGCUCAGGAAGGUUCAGUCCUUAUGCAAAGUCGCACAGCUGAUAGUAGUGGCACUGAGGUCAGAGGAACUGAGCUUAUACCAUCAAGCUGAGAUCAUUUUGCUGUAGGGCAGGGCAGGGGUGGUAGUCCACCUCAGCCUAUAGAAUUUUACCAUGGUUGCCCAUUUCUCAUGGCCUCCCUCUUCCCACAGGUUCCCAUGGCAUUUGCAAAAAUGCUUAUGGACCCUGUACAGGUGAAUGGAGGAUGUGUCAGACCUUCAUCCACCCCAAUUAUCACCCCGAUGGUUUUGCCACUCCCAUAUAAAGAAAGGUGGUGUCCCGCGAUUGUUCGCCUAUCCUUCUCCCUCUCUUGGGUCUGAAGUCGCUGUGGUUUCUCCAAGGCCCAGGGUCUUGCACUCAGUCUUGGAUUUUAUGGAGCAGUUCCCAUUUCUGACAGCCAGUGGGGGACUUGUGGUUUUUACAGACGUGGCCAUACAUUUCUCCCAGGAGGAGUGGGGCCUCCUUGAUGAGGCUCAGAGAAGCCUGUACCUCGAUGUGAUGCUGGAGAACUUUGCACUUUUGUCAUCACUAGGUUGUUGGCAUGGAGCCCAGAAUGAGGAGGCACCUUCAGAGCAAGGUGUUUCCAUGAGAGUGUCACAGGUCAGGACUCCAAAGCCAGGUCCGUCCAUCCAGAAAGCCCAGCCCUGUGAGACAUGUAGCUCACUCUUGAAAGACAUUUUGUGCCUGGCUCAGCACGAUGGAACACACCCUGAGCAAGGACUGAACACUUGUGGGGCAAAGCUUUACCAGCGCCAAAGGCAGCAGAUUAACAAGAAACUUUCUAGAAGGGACAAGGGGAGGCCUUUAUUUGUGAAGAACAGCAGUGUUCACAUGACAGAGGGGACCUUGAUGUGCAUCGAAGGUGGGAAGGGCUUCCCAGCUGGCAAAGUCCUUUUGCAUCCCCGGGCCCCUCACAGUGGAGGGAAGCCACACAGGGACACUGAGGAUGGAGAGGCCUUUGAAAAUGGACAAAAUGAUUACAAGUGCACUCGAUGUGGGAAAGCCUUCAGCCAUAAAUGCAUACUUGUUGACCAUGAGAAAAUCCACCCUGGAGAAAAGCUUUAUGAGUACAGAGAAUGUGUGAUGGCCUUCCUUAGAAAGUCCCACCUUGAUCAGCACCAGAAAGUCCACACUGAAGCUGGGCUUUAUGAGCACCUGGAAUGUGGAGUAUUCUUUAAACAAAUAUCUGGCCUCAGUGACCACCAGAGAAUUCACACCAGGCCAAGGCCUUUUGAGUGCAGCCAAUGUGGGAAGGCCUUCCUUAGACUGUCCCGACUCAUUGUUCACCAGAAAAUCCACACUGGAGAAAGACCUUAUGGUUGCAGUGAAUGUGGAAAAUUCUUUAGGAACCACUCCACCCUCACUAGACAUCAGAGAGUUCACACUGGAGAAAGGCCUUACAAGUGCAGUGAAUGUGGGAAAGCUUUUACCCGCAAACAUAAACUUGUUGAGCAUCAGAAAAUCCAUAGUGGUGAAAAGCCUUAUGAGUGCAGCGAAUGUGGGAAAGCUUUCAGCCGCAAGGACAAAGUUGUUGAGCAUCAGAAAAUCCACACUGGAGAAAGGCCUUUUGAGUGCAACGAAUGUGGGAAAGCUUUCAGACGCAAACAUAAACUUGUUGGGCAUCAGAAAAUCCACACUGGGGAAAGGGCUUAUGAGUGCCACGAAUGUGCCCCUGGCAACCUCCACUGUUUUCUGCCUCUGAAUUGGACUGCUCUAGCUGCCUCAUGUGAGAAGAAUCAUACAGUGUUUGUCUUUUUUUGCUGUAUGUGGGACGCGGCCUCAGCAUGGCCGGAGAAGCAGUGCGUCCGUGCGCGCCCGCGAUCCGAACCCAGGCCGCCAGUAGCAGAGCACGCGCACUUAACCGCUAAGCCACGGGGCCGGCCCAUUGGUUUUCUUUUAUUGUGCUUCUCAAACUUUAACUUUCAUCAGAAUCUGAUGAAAAACACAGAUUGCUGGGCUCCACCCCCAAAGGUUCUGAUUCAGAGGUAGGGCAGAAAAUUCACAUUUCCAACAAGUUACCAAUGAUGAUGUUGCUACUGUGGAGGGACCACAUUUUGAGGACUACUGUUCCAUUUUUAUAAAAUUGUACAUAUUCUGUAUAUAUUCCUUGUUUCCAUAUAUACUAUUCUAUAGUCAUUUCAUUGACUAAUUUCUUCCAGGAUUUACAACUAGGAAAGAAGUUGGCAUCUUUCUUAAAUAUACAUCUUUGUAAAAUAGCAAACCAGUGUCACCAUGAGCAGUUGCACACUGUAUCCCUUGGGUCCUUUUCCAAUGCAGUUCCUAUCUAGAUACUUACCAAUGUGUAAUCUUGUAUAAGAAUGUAUUUUAGUAAGACUAUACUAAAUUUUAAGGGAUUUAUUUGAAAGCACAAAAUAGAGCAAUUAAUUUACUUAUGCACCUGCCCCCCUCCCUGGCAGUCAGAUCCCUCUCAGUGGAAUGGUGAGCUCUCACUGACUUUGCUCUGCUUCUUUCCUGACACUUCCCUAUCUUCAUGUGUAAUUUCUCCUGACCUUACCUGUUAAUGAGUUCUACUGCAGCAAAUAGAGAUUAUUUUAUGUCCAAAAGAGAUGGAAUCUAUCAGGUAGGAUUUGUGUUGCUGUGAAUAAUUACACAAAACUAUAAAUUAUCUCAUGGGAUUUGGGGAAUUUUUUAUUGGGACACUCCCUUUGGCUAUUCUGUUAUAAUAAAAAACACAGCAUCAAGGGAAAAAUUUUAGUUUUCCAAGAAUAAGCAAGACUGCAUCAUGUAUUGGAACUGCAUCGUGUAUAAACGACAAAAGAGCUUUUAAGUGUGGACAGUAACUCGGAGCAAAAGAGUUCUUUAAAGUGAGGAAGUGAAGUGUAAGCUUAGUUACUCAAAUUUAAGUUACAUAUGAAGUGAUUGUCAGUAAAACUUUAUGAACCAUCUGCCUUCUACACAAAUGUCCACCAAAACAUCAUUCUAGAAUUUUCUCUUCAUUUUUAAAUACUUUUUUUUAGUGUCUUCAAGUUAUGUCUUUGGGUCAUGAAAAUUCUUAGAAACUUUUAAAAUAGUUUGUCAUUUUUUAUAGUGAUAAAAAAUACAUAAUAUAAUUUACUAUUUUAGUCACUUGUAAGUAUUCAGUUCUGUUGUAAUUAGUCAGAAUUAUCCAGAGAAACAGAACCAAACUAAUGUGUUUGUAUGUGUGUGUAUACAUAUACAUAUGUAUAUAGACAGAUUUAUUUUAAAGUAUUGGAUAUCAUGAUUAUGUUGGCUUGGCAAGUCCAAAAUCUUCAGGGUAACCUUGCAGGCUGGAGACUUAGGGAGGAAUUGCAGUGCAAGUCCAAAGGCAGCUGGGAAAAUUCUUUCUUGCUUAUGUAGGUCACCUCUUUUCUAUUAAUGCCUUCAAAUGAUUGAAUGAGGCCUACUCACAUAAUGGAGGUAAUCUGCUUUACUCAUAGUCUAUUGAUUUAUACGUUAAUCUCAUCUAAAAAAAACGCUGAAAGAAACAUCCAGAGUAAUGUCUAACCAAAUAUGUGGGUGCCAUGGUCUAGCCAGGUAGACACACAAAAUUAACCCCACAUGUGGUAUUAAGUCCAUUCACAUUGUACAGUCACCACUACCAUCCAUUUCCAGAACUUUUUCAUCUUUCCCAACUGAACCUCUUUUUGUACCCGUUGAACACUGUCUCUCCAUCUCCACUCCCCCCAACCCCUGCAAACCAUCAUUCUACUUUGUAUCUCUCCUUUCUCUGAAUUUGACUAGUCUAGGAACCUCAUAUAAGAGGAAUCAUACAAUAUUUAUCCUUUUGUGACUUGUUUAUUUCACUUAGCAUAAUGUCUUCAUUUUGGGAAUUUUGACUGUUAAUCUCUCUUUUAAAUAAUAUAUUGCUUAGAAAAAAAGAUCUUGAAUUAAAAGAUUAUUAUUUCUUCAUUUUUUAAGGAUAUUAUUCUAGACUUGCAUUCACUGUUUUUGAUCAAAACUCAUGGCUCUCAUUUUUCUUCCAAAGUGAUUGUCAACUUGUAGAAUUUUCUUUUUAUCCUUGAUAAAGUACUUUAUUUUCAUGUGACUAGUUAUGGAUUAUUCUUUUCUAAAUAUUUCUGUCUCAUUAAAUUUUCCUCUUAUUCAUAGAGUCUAUGUUCAGGUUCCUU